GCUAGUUGGCAGGUGGGAUGGGGGGGCCCUAGCAGGGUAAAAGCGCUGCAGCCUGCAGGAGGGAGCUGAGGGCUCAGGAUCACACCACUGGCUCCUCUGCAGCUCCAGCUUCUCACUGUACAUCUGAGCAGGCCAUGACCGGGCCCCUGAGUGCCCCACUGCUCCUGCUGGCUAUCCUGGCCGUGACCCUAACUAUGACCCUUGCCAUGACCCUGGCCAAGAACUCCAAACGGGUGGGUGCCAUUGAGGAAGCAGAUGUCAAAGAUCAGGACAUGCAGCGGGCGCUGGACUUUGCCAUCCUCAAAUACAAGGAGAAGAGCAAUGACUCAUACUACAGCAGAGUGCGGCAGAUAGUGAAAAUCCUGCAGGAGGCCAUUGCUGAGAUGUACUCCUUCUACGUGGAGAUAAUCCGGAACACAUGUAACAAGUCCCAGCCCAACUUGGACAACUGUCCCAGCCAGGAGCAGCCAAAUCUGAAGACGGAAUAGCUCUGCUAUUUUUAGAUCUACAGUGUUCGCUGGGAGGAUUCAAUGACCUUGGUGAAAUCCAGCUUUAUGAAGGCCUAGGGUUCUGUGCCAGGCUGAGCUGCCCCACCCUUCUUCAAGCACACCUCACCCCUCCCUGUAGUGUUCCCUUCCCUGGGAUGAAGGCCCCGCCCUGGUGCAGGUCUCCUCCCCGCACCAGCACCAGGAGAGAGGCAAAUAGAGAAGGCUUCAGGAGGUCUUUGUUGACCAGCCAAGUGGCUCUACCUGCUCCUUUCUCCCUACUGCCUCUCAGACUCGCUGGUACCCCACGCUCUGCUCCUGCCUCCUUUAAUAAAAGAGUAGCAUUGGCUCCGUCUUGAGUU
This is a messenger RNA of Microcebus murinus (gray mouse lemur), 847 nucleotides long. The record is from RefSeq and is a predicted model, not a curated record. Lineage: Eukaryota; Metazoa; Chordata; Mammalia; Primates; Cheirogaleidae.